AUGGGCCUUCUUCCCCUUAGCUACCGCCGCCCUGUCUACGUCACGGGCACUUCCGUCCAUGGAAGCACCUCCGACGUGUCUGAAAGUGGCGACGAGAAGGGCAGCACCACCUCCUCCUCCCUGAAGUCUGGCAAGUCUAGUACUCCUGCCGGAAUCCCCGAAUCCUUGGCCUUCGACAAAAUCAUCAACGGCGGCACAUGCCCUCCUUGCACUGUUCGCGACUUUAUGAACUAUCUCGUCUACAUUGAGCUCGCUGCCGAAAACCUCCAAUUCUUCCUCUGGCACAGAGAUUACACCAAGCGUUUCCAGGAGGCAAAGACAUCGGAUCUUGCCCUCGCCCCCGAAUGGACCAUAGCUCAGGAGAACGAGGUCCUUCAGCGUCUGUUCAAGGACAAGUCGCAGCGUAUGCGCAAGAAGCCAGGUCAGGAGAUCUUCAAAGGUACCGACUUUGAGAAGACCGGUGCUGCCGCCGCGGUCGUUGAGGACCGUAACCCGUUUGGCACCCCGCCGCAUACCCCUCCAGAUUCGGAGUCGGUUUACACGGGCACCAACGGUGUUUCAAACGCCGAUUCCUACCGUUCGCAGGCCAGCGAGGCUUUCGCCGCCAUUGGCGCCAAGCAGCCAUUCACGAUCCAGCCUUUCCGCGAGGAGAUUGAUCGCGUGAUUGCCACUUACAUUAUGGAUGGUGCUCCGCGACAGUUGAACCUUUCAGCCAAGGACCGCGAUGCCACCCUUCACGCCCUUGCCACGACUACCCACCCCUCGGCUUGCCGCAUCGCGCUCAAGGUCGUUGAGGACUCGCUUCGCAAGCAAAACCACCCCAACUUCAUCCGCUGGUCGAUUUGCAACGGAAACCCCGCCCGUGUCACCUUUGCUCGGGCCCUCGGUGUCGGCCUGAUUGCCGUUUCAUUUGUCGUCGCCAUCUUGAUCACUCUCAGCCGUGCUCGCCGAGGCUGGCGCGCUCUGGCUGCUAUUGGCUGGGUCCUGGGUAUCUCGACCCUUGUGGCUGCUUACAAGGGCAUGUGUGUUGUCCUGCACGGCAUGCACCACCGCCACGUCCGGCCUUGGGAGCUGUUCGUGGACGAGGAAACGGAUGAUGAGAAGCGUAGAGUCUCCCUUGACUCAUUCGGAUCCUCUAAUAGCUUCGAGUCGGAACCGUGGAUCGUCAAGUACGAGAAGCGCAACAUCAUCCGCAAGAUUUUCGACCGCGAGGUUUGGAUCGAGGAGCCUGCUCUCCGUACCAUUCAGGAUACCAUCUUCAUUCAGGCCAUGCUAUUCGCUCUAUUGGUUGGUGGUGUCCUUACCGGCAUCUUCGUCGCCAUCCCCCACCACGGCUACUUCUAA
This is a messenger RNA of Colletotrichum gloeosporioides, 1344 nucleotides long. RefSeq lists its product as uncharacterized. The record is from RefSeq and is a predicted model, not a curated record. The coding region runs from base 1 to 1344 and encodes 447 amino acids. The transcript is spliced from 3 exons. NCBI's taxonomy places the organism in Eukaryota, Fungi, Ascomycota, Sordariomycetes, Glomerellales, Glomerellaceae.